Cottoperca gobio is the source of this 5715-nucleotide messenger RNA. It is a transcript of the gene syt7b, whose product is annotated as synaptotagmin VIIb. Gene Ontology annotation, biological process: vesicle fusion; calcium ion-regulated exocytosis of neurotransmitter. The transcript is spliced from 12 exons. The record is from RefSeq and is a predicted model, not a curated record. Gene Ontology annotation, molecular function: calcium-dependent phospholipid binding; clathrin binding; calcium ion binding. The coding region runs from base 159 to 1976 and encodes 605 amino acids. NCBI's taxonomy places the organism in Eukaryota, Metazoa, Chordata, Actinopteri, Perciformes, Bovichtidae. Gene Ontology annotation, cellular component: axon; synapse; plasma membrane.
CCCAACAUCACCUACCUGCUCCAUCCAGCACAACAGGGAGGAGGACGCACAAGUGCAGGCGCGUCCAUGCGUUCCAGCCGAACAAGACAAUAAGCGGGCAAAAGGACCACAAAUCCAAAAAUUGGAAUAAGAGUUUAUAUAACAGCCUACAUGAGUACAUGGUAAGAAGAGCCAUGCAUCUCAACAGAGAAGAAGAUAACAGCAAAGGCUCAGUGUCUCUCAGUGUAUUCCUGGUGUCUGUUGCAUCCGUAGUAUGUGCCGUUUGGCUGGUAGCUCUAUGUGGCGUCUGCACCUGGUGUCAACGUAAACUGGGGAAGAGGAAUAAGCCUGGGGUAGAGGCUGCCAGCUCUCCAGACUCUGUGAGAGGUCGAGGGGAAAAUAAAGCCAUCAACCACAAUGACCUGGACAGAGACUUUUGGAAUAACAAUGACAGCAGCAACGUGCAACAGAGGUGGAGCUCCUACCCGCCCAAGGAGUUCCUCUUAAACAUGUCUCCCUAUGCUCCCUACGGAGACCCUCGCCUCACGCCCAAUUUCGGGGACGCUUCCCUCUCAUCUGCUUCCACCCUGGAGCACAUCCCGUCCUCGGCCGUGGCGCGCCCUCGUCCCCUGGUCCGGCAGCAGAGCCUCCAACAGCCCCUCACUCACCAGCCUCCUCCGGGCCCUAACGACCCCCCAGUCACCUCACAGAGCCUGGGCCAGCUGCACACAGGCCCUGGUGGCGGGGGGCAUCGUGGGGGCCCGCGCGGGGUCCGGGGCAGUCCUGCUGGUGCCUCUCGGCACAGAGGAACAGGCGCAGGUCGAUCGAGGUCAAAUCCUGGCAGCUGGGAUCACAUGAUGGAGCAGAUCCGCCACAGAGGGCUGGACGUCAAGUCGUUUUUUGAGGGGAAGAUGGUUGUUCUGUCUCUAGCGAUCGGCCUGGCUGAACAGGAUGACUUUGCCAACCUCCCAGAUCUACAGGAAGCUCCAGCAGAUGAAACCACACCAGAAAAGAGGACUCCGGGUAACAAACCAGGCAGCAGCCCCAGAGGUCAGACCCCAGACGAGACCGGACGCCGCCACGAUGCUAACUCCUCUGUUUCUGACUUGGCCAAUUCCGUCACCAGUGACAUGCUCAUGUUGUCUCCAGGUUCGGAGGAAGAUGACCACGAGGGUCCAGUGUGUGAGAAACUGGGUCGUGUUCAGUUCAGCGUUGGAUACAGUUUUCAGGAUUCCACCCUGACUGUCAAAAUACUCAAGGGACAGGAUUUGCCUGCUAAGGACUUCUCCGGCACCUCUGACCCGUUUGUCAAACUCUACCUGCUGCCAGACAAGAAGCACAAACUGGAGACCAAAGUCAAGAGGAAGAAUCUGAACCCUCACUGGAAUGAGACCUUCCUGUUUGAAGGGUUCCCCUAUGACAAGGUGGUCCAGAGGACUCUAUACCUGCAGGUUCUGGACUACGACCGCUUCAGCAGGAACGACCCCAUAGGAGAGGUGUCCAUCCCCCUCAACAAACUGGACCUGGCCAACAUGCAGACUUUCUGGAAGGAACUCACACCAUGUAGCGAUGGCAGCGGGAGUCGAGGGGAUCUGCUGGUGUCUCUGUGCUACAACCCCACAGCCAACACCAUUACUGUGAGCAUCAUCAAAGCCCGCAACCUCAAAGCCAUGGACAUUGGAGGCACUUCUGACCCCUAUGUAAAAGUCUGGUUGAUGCACAAGGACAAGCGUGUGGAGAAGAAGAAGACGGUGGUAAUGAAGCGCUGUCUGAACCCGGUUUUCAACGAGUCCUUCCCCUUUGACGUGCCUGCCCACGUGCUGAGGGAGACCACCAUAAUUAUCACCGUCAUGGACAAGGACAGGCUCAGUCGCAACGAUGUCAUUGGAAAGAUUUAUCUUUCAUGGAAGAGCGGCCCUGCAGAGGUAAAACACUGGAAAGACAUGAUGGGUCGUCCUCGUAAUCCCGUGGCCCAGUGGCAUGCUCUCAAGGCCUGAGGGACCCAGCAACCAACCUGCCUACAGUGUUUUUCCCCUCAGAAUUCAGCAUCAGCCUCUCAGCCCCUGCCUGCCCCUCUGCACAUAUCCCCCUACUCCCUAACUGCAGUCUCAAGCUGCAGACAAUGUGUGUCAUCUCUUUGUUCUCAGGCCUCUUUGAUAUCCUCCGCCCUCAACCCUCGUGACACCAUCCUUAAAUUUCACCCUCGUCAAAUUUUGAUUCCCACCUGACCCCCGUCUCAUCUCUUCGUCUGAUCUUAAAAACAUCUUUGAUGUCUUUACUCACUUCCUCCUUGUGACCUAUUUCUUUCCUCCACCUUGUCACCUAUUCCCAGUGUUUAACAUCGGAGCAGUACCUCUUGCCACCCAUGAAUACAGACUACCAACCAAAAAUCAUCAAACUGAUAUUCCAACCAUUUUAUGUGGUGGCAAGACGGGCUGCGUUCAAACCAUUUACCACCUACAUCUGAUGUUGCAGUGAGGAAUCUUUCACUCUGCUCCUCGCCUCUUCUUUCAAGUCCUUUUCUGUUACUGUCAUCAUUCCUCCAUACAAUUAAAACGCCUGAAGAAUCAGGAAAACCGACACAGGCAAUGGAAGAGUGAUGGGCUGUAUUUAAAAUGGAAUUGGACUCUUAUCACUCAGUUGGUGUUUGAUCUUUUUCACUUUUCACUCUUUUUCUGGCACCACUGUAAUAAUUCUCUCUUGGCUGGAACCCUUCGUUGUGUGUGCGUGCUGUGGGUGAUGUGCUGUAACCCCAAAUGAAGUUUGUCAACAAAAAAAAAAAGGAUAUGAACAUUUACCGCUGGUCCAAUAAGGCAAGUGUCAAAAAAAAAUGUUUCUUUUUUUUGGAAAAGAAAUCCCGAUGGACAGAAAAAAAGAGUCAAGUGAUUAAUGUUGUGUUUUCUUUUUUGGUAUUCAAAAGAACUUAGAGAAUCAACCUGUUCUUCCAGACACAGAAAAUAAGCAAAAAGCCAGCUUCCUUAAGUGUGGAAGUGUGGAAUUGUGGAAUUGUGGGUGUGUGUGUGUGUGUGUGUGUGUGUGUGUGUGUGUGUGUGUGUGUGUGUGUGUGUGUGUGUGUGUGUGUGUGUGUUUUUUUACUCCUCUCACCUGUGAAGGAGUGUGAAGGAGUAUUUUAAACUGUUUAGACUUAAACAGCUAAAUUAUGAUAAGACUAAGACAUUGUUGAAAACAGCCCUUGAUAAUGAUAAUUAAAAUAAGGUAUUGUUAAAAUUUGUGGUGUUAAAGGUAGCUGAAGGUGUGGGGAGGUCACUGAGGUUAAAGGGCCAGUCCGCCCAAAUCACAGACACACGCAUAGUAUUUUCUAACAUACCCCUUUCUAGCAAUAUAUAUGUUGUGGAUUUGAUCCCCUGAAAUCACUGCUGCCAUCCCGGAGAGAUGAAUAGGAUUUCAUUAUGAUGCUCACUGCAUUUGUAAUGGCUUUGAAAAAUGAAUCAACAGCAGUUUGUUUCCCAGAAACAAUGUUCUGGUUAAUCUGAUAAUCUACAAACCCUCAGUGAAUGGUUUUCACUGGGACUGAAAGAAAUCAGUGGAAAUUGCUAUAUUAAUUAUUUGAGCAAAACAAAAACAAAUGUGCCUCCAUCACAUUUCGGUGGUGGGAGAGCUCUCAGUGACACCACGGAAACGGAAACUUCCUGCAUGACUUGAUAUCACGAGGGGUACGUGGGCAAAGCAUGUUCUUGUUGUCAUGACGAAACAAUCUUAACUCAAGGUCCCCUUACUAGCUUUUUACUUAUGUUUUUUCAACCACAUCUCACAGUUUUCCUCAGCAGACGGAGUUUGCUCAGUUGAAUCCAGAUCACCUGGUGGUAAACGGACUCAACGGCCCACUUGCGCACCAAACCAAAGACAUCAGUGGCAGCGCCUAAACACCCUGAGGAAGACCAAAUGAAAAUAAGUGGAAACAAGGGUCGCACAGCACCGCCUCACAAGUGGUGAGUUUUGAUGCGGCACCACUUUGGGAUAUUUCCGCCUUCCAAAAGAUGCAGUCAAAAGGAAAGGCUAGAAAGUGGAUCUUUAGUUUAGAGGGUUUUUACACUACACUCAUAUUGUGUGAUUUGGAUAAACUGACAAUUUAUGAAAGCAGGCAGUAAAUCCACUUAUUAUGGUUAUAGACUGUUUUGUGUUAAGAAAUCUGAUUAAAUAAAUAAAAGUGCACUAUCCCUAUCAAGCCAUGUUACUAUCUGUCUAUCAAAUGCAUUAAUCUGUGCAUCAAACCUGGAAUAGGCAUUUUACAGAGCACUAUGAGUCCAAGGACGGUCUUCCAGGUGUUUGCUUCACUGCCCGAGUGUGACCUCCCCCACGUCCCAUAUAGACAUUCAUGAAAUACAUGAGUAAUAAUAUUUAGGGGGAAAAGUCUUUUUACAUUCCACUGUUCGUUUUUGUCUACUGGAUGUGAGUAUGUGUGUGAGUGUCAAAUAUUUGAACUUUAGUUUGUGUGAUUGUAUUUACUGUGAGUCCCUCUGUGUAUAUAUCUGCACUGAGUUCUAUUUUGCCAGUUUAAUACAGAACGUUGUUUGCCGUUUUUAUUCUGUAUAAAACAAUCCAGAUGUAAAAAGAAAUGUGUUUUUUUUUAUUUAUUUAUUUAUUUUUUUAAGUUGUCACUUCUUUAAGAAUCACUGCACUGGUUGAUGAUGAUGCUGGAACAAACCUCUCUUCAUAGCAGGGUUUUUUUCCUCGUGUGGUUUUUAAGAACGCUUGGUUUGAUAUGGAGGCAAAUCUGUUGUACAUGAGCGGAGAGUGAAGGUCAACGGAACAAAUGGUCACAAACAAGCUUUGCAACAGAUAGAUGGAAACCUGCUUUCUUUUACCAUCAUAGGUCAUUUUUAGUUCAGACAUAAGCAGCUACUAACAUUUUGUCCCAUCUGUCCUUCCGAUCUGAUUCACCAAGACCAAAAAAAAUGAAAGGUGGCACCUUAACAUCACAGCUGACGUUCCCCCAAAACACCCCCGUCGUGCACACAUGCUUACUGGCACAAAGUGUUCUGUGUGUGCCUUAUAAACCCUGCCAAGCCUUUGCUCUUCACCAUAUGUGCUCCCCCUCUCCAAGUGUCAGGGAAAGGGGGGAGGAAAAAAAGGUGAGACAGGAGAUAAUAAUCACCUCUUUGCAUCACUGUUAGCUACGUCUCAGGUCAGAGCAGAGCAUCGGAGCAUCCCAAAAUAACCAGGAACAGUCACCUGUCUGUUCUGACGGCCCUGUGUGUGAAACAAGGCAUUAUUUCAGUGCUGCUGACAAAGUAUUACAUUCCAAAGGUUUAGUGAAAGUCACUUUAAUCAAUGCAACUUAAAUAUUGGUUAAAUAACCGUCAGGUUUUGGUAUAUUUUAGUUUAAGGAAAUCGAGCUAGAUCUUGUCUGUCUAUACUCUUCACUGGCCAAAUACCAUAAACUGGUAAAUUUAACUGGACAGGCUCGCAUUUCUGAUUUAGGGCAUUCUCUUGGGGGACUGCUUGAGACAAAGAGAGGUUAACCAGCAACAUUUUAAUUUAUAUACUGUACAAAUGAUUGUGAAGUGUCCUGUUUGAAAAGAAAUGAAAAAAAUCAUCAGUAUUUACUGGGGUUGUGGAUAUCUGUCUGUCCUUGGUAUCACUCAGCCCCCUCUUUCACUCCCUUUUCUCUUUGUAGUUACACAUCCGUGGGGUGCACAAUGUUAAAUAUCAAUCAUUUAUUUUUUUGAAAUCUGUACAGUGUAUAUAAAAAUAUAAAUGUGUAUAUAAAACAAA